This is a messenger RNA of Cinclus cinclus, 1572 nucleotides long. It is a transcript of the gene PANX1, whose product is annotated as pannexin 1. NCBI's taxonomy places the organism in Eukaryota, Metazoa, Chordata, Aves, Passeriformes, Cinclidae. Gene Ontology annotation, molecular function: channel activity. Gene Ontology annotation, biological process: positive regulation of interleukin-1 production; monoatomic cation transport. The record is from RefSeq and is a predicted model, not a curated record. The coding region runs from base 271 to 1572 and encodes 433 amino acids. The transcript has 5 exons.
CAAGCCAGGCUGAAUCUGUUCUAGCGGAAGGUGUCCCUGUCCAGAGCAGGGGGGCUGGAACAAGAUGACCUUUACAGUCCCUCCCAAGCCGAGCCAUUCCCCGUGCCCGCAAUCCCUCUCCCGUCCUGCAGGACGCCGCUCCUCGGCCCUCACGGCGGGGCCGGGCCGGGCCGGGCGGGGCUGUGGGGGCGUUCCCGGGCGGGGCCCGGCUCGGUUUAACCCGGCACGGCACAGCAUAGCACAGGCCAGCCCGGCUCAGCCGUGCCCGCCAUGGCCAUCGCGCACAUCGCCACCGAGUACGUCUUCUCCGAUUUCCUGCUCAAAGAGCCGCCGGAGACGCGCUACAAGGGGCUGCGGCUGGAGCUGGCGCUCGACAAGAUCGUCACCUGCAUCGCCGUGGGGCUGCCGCUGCUUCUCAUCUCCCUGGCCUUCGCCCAGGAGGUCUCCAUCGGUGCUCAGAUAAGCUGUUUUGCACCCAGCUCUUUCUCCUGGCGACAAGCUGCUUAUGUGGACUCCUAUUGCUGGGCAGCUGUGCAGCAGAAGCAACCAUCCCACAACAACUUAGAAAACAUACCCCUGUGGCUGCAUAAAUUCUUCCCAUACAUCCUUCUGCUUGUUGCUAUCCUGCUGUAUCUACCAUGUUUGUUCUGGCGCUUCACUGCAGCACCUCACCUUUCCUCAGACCUGAAAUUUAUUAUGGAAGAACUUGACAAAGCCUAUAACAGGGCAAUCAAAGCUGCUAAUAGUAUUCGAAGUGGAGACCCCAGGGAUCCUACUGACUUGAUUCCAGCUACUAGUGAGAACUUGACACAGAGUUUAUGGGAAAUAUCUGAAAGCUACUUUAAAUACCCAAUUGUGGAGCAGUACCUGAAGACAAAAAAGAAUUCUAAGUGCUUAAUAAUUAAGUACAUUACCUGCCGUUUGCUCACACUAGUAAUUAUUUUCAUUGCAUGCCUCUAUCUUGUCUACUACAUUAGUCUCUCCUCUUUGAGUGAUGAGUUUCUCUGCACUAUCAAAACUGGGAUCCUAAAGAAUGACACAACUGUUCCAGAGGUGGUUCAGUGCAAGCUUAUUGCUGUUGGUGUCUUCAAGGUACUCAGCUAUAUUAACCUGAUAGUCUAUCUGCUGGUGAUGCCCCUGGUAGUGUAUGCAAUGUUUGUUCCAUGGAGAUGGAAUUCAGGUAUUCUCAAAGUGUAUGAAAUCUUGCCAACUUUUGAUGUUCUGAAGCUUAAGUCAAAGAAUUUUGAUGACUUAAGCCUUUACCUCCUCUUUCUUGAGGAAAACGUGAGUGAACUUAAAUCAUUUAAAUGCCUCAAAGUGCUGGAGAACAUUGCAGUUUCUGAGAAGUUUGAUGUCAUGCAGCUUUUGGUAAACCUUGGUACUAUUAAGACUGAUACCAUAGAUGGGAAGCCAGGGACGGCCGAGUUGGAGAAGCCUGAAGAAACAACUACAGAAGGGCUGGAAAAAGAGGCAACAGAGUUACAAGUUCUGACAGACCGUGAUGCAAGUGGCAGUGUGAACACGAGAGAAGACAAGAGGCUUCGCCAGAGACUUAUAGAUUCUUCCUGCUGA